Molecule: messenger RNA, 3487 nt
Organism: Corticium candelabrum
Lineage: Eukaryota; Metazoa; Porifera; Homoscleromorpha; Homosclerophorida; Plakinidae
Product: lon protease homolog 2, peroxisomal-like
Exons: 33
Coding region: 1-2547 (848 amino acids)
Biological process (GO): protein targeting to peroxisome; protein processing; protein catabolic process
Cellular component (GO): peroxisomal matrix
Molecular function (GO): ATP hydrolysis activity; ATP-dependent peptidase activity; ATP binding
Source: RefSeq, a predicted model, not a curated record
AUGGCUGACUCAGUGAACAAAAUGUCGAUUCCAUCGACUCUUCCUCUUCUUCCAUUCGAUAAUGGUGUUCUUUUACCGGGCUUAUCCUUGCAGAUAUCAGUAACUAAUCCGCGCAGCAUGAAGCUUGUAGAAAUGUGUCUGUGGUCGAAGGCCAACUGGAAGAAACAAUUUAUUGGAAUAAUUCCGAAUGUGGGGAGAGCAACGGUUCACAUUGAUGCUACUGAAAUGCACUGCAUUGGAACAGCAGCAACAGUGCAGGAACUGAAGAGCCACUCGUCACUCAGACCAAUGUACAGCCUUCGCGUGACUGGAUUUUGCCGCUUUAAGGUCAUUGAAGUUCAACAAGAAACUCCAUUUCCGGUUGCACUCGUGGAGCAGCUUGACAAAUUUGCGUUUGAGAGUGACGACAAUGUUGAGUAUGAUCCUGGAAUAUCUCAUCUAGCUGAGCAGUUGCGAAAGUCUGCGGAAGAGAUGAUUGAUUUACUUGGAAUGCAGUUGCCGAUUGUUAGCAAACUGAAGAAACUCAUUGCCAACUUACCACUGAAAAGUCUUCCAGACAUAUUGACAUCACUGGUGAAGACAUCGUUUUUUGAGAAACUGCAGAUACUUGACACUGUUGACGUCCACAUGCGUUUAAAGAAGGCUCUGCCUCUUGUUGAUCGACAGAUUGAGUCUUUGAAGAAAGCAAAUGCAGCAGCAUCCAGUGCAUUGAGCAAAAUAUCAGGCAAGGAGAUGGAAGAAAGGAAAGUGAAGGGUGGUUUUCGGAUUAUUUUACAACCUGGUCAUCCGCUACGAUCUAGACAACCUGGAAAGUUUACUGAUGAGGUGCUGGAGCAAGGAGAGAGAGACGAAGAUGAAAUAGCUGAACUUGAGAAGAGAAUAAUGAUGGCAAAGCUUCCUGACUAUGCGCUUAAAACUGCACAGCGAGAACUGAAAAGAUUAAAACAGAUGCCACCUCAAUUUCCCGAGCAUUCUGUAACCAGAAAUUAUUUGGAAUUGAUGGUCGACUUGCCGUGGUCAACAAGUACAGAGGAUCGGCUGGAUGUAACUCAAGCCAGACUUGAUCUCGACGUUGAUCAUUACGGUUUGGACAAAGUGAAAGAACGCGUGAUUGAGUAUCUUGCAGUGAGAAAGCUAAAGAAGAGCUUGAAAGGUCCCAUUUUGUGCUUCGUUGGCCCACCUGGGGUGGGAAAGACAAGCAUCGGGCGUUCUAUUGCAAAGACAUUGGGUCGUAAAUUUCACAGGAUAUCACUCGGAGGCAUUUGUGAUCAGAGUGACAUUCGAGGACAUAGACGAACAUAUGUGGGUGCUAUGCCUGGCAAUAUUAUUAAUGGCAUCAAGCUUGUGGGAGUGAAUAACCCUGUAUUUCUUUUGGAUGAAGUUGAUAAGCUUAAUAUCAGUCAUAAGGGUGACCCGGCAGCAGCACUGCUUGAAGUUCUCGAUCCUGAACAGAACAAUUCGUUUACUGAUCAUUAUCUUAACGUUCCGUUUGAUCUUUCGCAAGUGCUCUUUGUGGCCACGGCAAACACGACAGCCACUAUUCCGUAUGCACUGCUGGACAGAAUGGAGGUGAUUGGCAUACCGGGUUAUACACUAGAAGAGAAAGUGGCUAUUGCUGCGAAAUAUGUUGUUCCCAAACAACUGGAUCAACAUGGCUUGACAUCAAAUCAGCUGCAAAUUGUCAACAAGUCACUUCAGUUUCUCAUUUCUAAAUAUACAAGAGAGGCUGGUGUGAGGUCUUUGGAACGGCAAGUCGCUGCUUUGUGCAGAAUUAUUGCAGUCAAGCUGGCAGCAAGUGAAGUGUCAAGUUUGACUUUCAAGAAAGACAAUGACGGUUCAAUUGAUGCUGCUCUAACUUCGUCAUUGUCUACAGCUGAGCUGACCCUCCCAAUUAUUAUUGAUAAAGAAAUGAUAGAAGAUUUACUAGGACCUCCACAAUAUGGGAGAGAACUGGACGAAAAAUUAUAUACGCCAGGAGUAGCUAUUGGCUUAGCGUGGACACCUAUGGGUGGAGAGAUUAUGUUUGUUGAGGCAACGAGAAUGCCAGGCGAAGGAAAGCUUACUCUAACCGGACAGUUGGGGGAUGUAAUGAAAGAAUCGGCUGAAUUGGCAUUGAACUGGCUGAGGACACACUCAACACAGAUUGGUGUGCAGUAUUCUGGUUUUGACAACCUCCUUCACAAGACCGACAUACACAUCCACUUUCCAGCGGGAGCAGUUGGCAAAGAUGGCCCAUCUGCUGGCGUCACAGUAGUUGUUGUUCUCGCUUCUCUCUUUAGUGGUCGGUGUGCGAGAUCAGAUACCGCUAUGACAGGUGAAGUUACUCUACGAGGACGAGUGCUUCCGGUUGGUGGCAUCAAAGAGAAAGUCUUGGCUGCACACAGGUUCGGUCUGAGCAGAGUUAUUAUCCCAGAGAGUAACGGGAAGGACUUGAGGGAUAUUCCAGAAAGUGCAAGGAACGAUCUGGAGUUUGUGUUGGUGCAAAACAUUGCCGAGGUGCUAGAAGCAGCAUUCGAUAGAGGUUUCUUGUUACAAAGCAGACUAUGAAUAAGAUUAGACGACAACUUAAAAAGUAUCUGUCAUAACUCGCGUCGUUGUAUUGACUGAUUCGUUUCUACAGAAUUUGUAAUUUAUAUCAAACGCGUAUUUCCGGUUUUGUUGCCUCAUUACGUCAAGUGUGUGUUAUUUGCAUUUCGCGCCGCGGCGUUCAUUCAUUCUUUCGUCGUCGCUCACUGGUUUGUGCCUGGGCUUUUCCUGUCUACAUUGCAUUUCAAUCUUAUGUUGUAUUGUACGAAUGGCGCUUCAGGGAGGAAAGAACAAAACGUCUACGGCAAGAACAGAGCUGCCCGUUGACCUGGCACGUCAUGUUUUUGGGGUGUCUUUGGAGUGUUCUCGCAUUGAAAAGGAAACGCAAGCUUCUGCUAGUCUGGAAAGCGUCGCUGCUGUGAGAAAGGUUGGCAGUGCUGCUGACAAGACUGUGCUGCUCUUGACAAUCACAGGCUCAGCAGAAGCUGUUAGGUGCAAGUUCUGUUUGAUUAGGUUGGCACAGCAGAUUGUCGAGAAUCGAGCGAGAAGAGCUCUGAAAAAGAUGGAAGUUGAUCUUGUACAGAACUCUCUUAGACCCAAGAGAUCAUCAUCAAUAGAUCAUGAAAUAACACCUGUAGAGGCGUCGCUGAUUGGCACCUCUAGUACCGGAAGGCAGACAAAGAAAAAGAUCUUGUACACAAGAGAGGAGAUGCUUGCAUGCCUUCAGUCACCUGAGAGCUGGAAGAGACCAAAGGGUCUUCCUGAAGGCAACCUCUUGUUUCUGGCUGGAAACUUUUAGCAGUUUCAGCAUAUUCUACAGCAUAUUCGAUGGAUAAUGUGUUUGAACAGAGUUUGUUGAGUGAAGCGUUCUAGACAUUACCACAUAGACUAUUUGCUGUUGUUUCAAUGGUCUAUUUCUAUCUAUAGGAGCAUUAUACAGACUUAGUGGUGUUUCUCUGCA